AUGCGUGCAACAAUUCGAGAAGAAAUUGGUGAUUCUAAAUUUUGUAUAAUUAUUGAUGAAGCAAGAGAUGAGCCAAAACGAGAACCAAUGUCUGUGGUUUUGACAUUUGUAGACAAGCACAGUUAUGUUCAAGAAAGAUUUUUUUAUCUUAUACAUGUUUCUGAUAUGUGUUCUUUGACAUUGAAAACAAAAAUUUUAUCAGUUCUUUCUCGUCAUAAUCUUGAUGUUCAAAAUCUUAGGGGACAAGUGUAUGAUAGAGCUAGUAAUAUGCGUGGUGAAUGGAAUGGAUUGCAAGCUCUAUUUUUGAAAAAUUGCCCUUUUGCUUAUUACAUUCACUGUCUUGCUCAUCGAUUACAAUUAGCACUUGUUUCUGCAGCCAAAGAAGUUUGCUAUGUUCAUCAAUUCUUUUCAAAACUUACACUAAUUGUGAAUGUUGUGACUGUUUCUCCUAAACGUCAUGAUCAGUUAAGGGUUGCUCAAGCGAAUAAUGUUGCAAACUUAAUUGCCGAUGAUCAACUUGUGAGAGGUAGUGGACUUAAUCAAAUUGAUCUUGAAAAAAGUACUGAAGAAGGUAAUUUCUUCACUCGUGGUGAUGCUAGUGCUGCUUAUGAUGCUAUCACAUCCUUUGAAUUUGUCUUUGUUUUGCAUUUGAUGAGAAAUAUUUUGGAAGUUAGUCAUAAUCUUUGUCAAGCUUUGCAACGAAAAAAUCAAGACAUAUUGAAUACUUUAACUCUGGUUUCUACUACCAAGAAUUUAAUCCAACGAAUGAGAGAAUCAAGUUGGGAGGCUUUCAUAAAAGAAGUUAUAUUGUUUUGUGAGAAAUAUCAAGUUGAAGUUCCUGAUAUGAAUGCAUUGCAUAUUCCUAGAAGAGGCCGAACUCGCAAAAUUGUUGACCAAAUUUUAGUGGAGCAUCAUUACCGUGUUAAUUUAUUUUUGGCUGUAAUUGAUACACAGUUGCAAGAGUUUAAUGGAAGAUUCAAUGAUAAUAUGGUAGAAUUACUUACUUUAAGUUCAACUUUAGAUCCCAGAGAUAAUUAUAAGUUCUUCAGUGUCAACAAAGUAUGUGAAUUAAUAGAACGAUUUUAUCCAGGUGACUUCAGUGACCAAGAGAAAUUUCACAUUAUGCAAGCUCAACAUUAUGAACUUGAUGUUCCUAAUCAUGUUGAGUUAACUAACUUGUGCACAAUUUCAGAGUUAUGUCAAGGAUUAAUGAAGACAGGAAAGUCUUUAACAUAUCCUUUGAUUGAUCGUUUGAUUCGCUUGGUAUUAACUCUCCCUGUUUCAACUGCUACAACUGAGAGAUCUUUUUCAGCUAUGAAUAUUGUGAAGAAUAGACUCAUAAAUAAAAUGGAAGAUGAAUUUUUUACUAAUUAUCUUUUGAUUUACAUUAUGAAGAAGAUUGCUGAAAGAUUUGACACCGAUUCUAUUAUCGAUGAAUUUUAUGAUAUGAAGAAUCGACGUGUACCACUUCGUCAGUAA
Messenger RNA from Arachis stenosperma, 1479 nucleotides. RefSeq lists its product as uncharacterized. Bases 1 to 1479 code for a protein of 492 amino acids. The transcript has 2 exons. Lineage: Eukaryota; Viridiplantae; Streptophyta; Magnoliopsida; Fabales; Fabaceae. Gene Ontology annotation, molecular function: protein dimerization activity. The record is from RefSeq and is a predicted model, not a curated record.